AAGAGGAGGUGGUGGGGAUUCAAACUAAGGCAGGGUUAACAGUGAGUCACACCACAGGCUGUCUCCACAGCACUAAGAUAUGGGCUUACUGUGACUUCAACCCGGAGCUUCUGUCUUAAACCUAAAAAAAAGAAAAAAGACUAAAAAGAGGGAGUUAGACAGAGACAGGAAGUUAGAAAAAGAUGCACAUUUCCCAGGAAGAUGGAAAACUGAUCGUGUCCAAGACGUUGAAUCUUUAGCAGGGGGGAAAAAGAGGAGCGAGGACAAGCCUGAGGAUACUACAGAUUAUGUUGCCAUGGAAACCCAAACUUGGAAGCGGGCACAAGGACCACUGAAGGUGGACAACCAUUCUUGACUCCAUCCUCGACACAUUACUGUCACGCUGCGCACUGUGGUGAGAGAAUGCUUUGGAGAAUUACUAUCCCAGUCCUUCUGGCUGGAGUGCUCUGCAUCCCUGCGGAGACCAAAAAGUCUCGGCCCCAGGGAUCCAUCCCAUCCCCGCACAAGACCAAAGGAAACCUGUCCUCAGAACGUCACCACCGGCUAUUGCAGCAGAAACCGGAGGUGCUGUCCUCCAGCCGAGAGGCCUUGGUGGUGACGGAGCGCCGCUACCUCCGCAGAGACUGGUGCAAGACCCAACCCCUCCGUCAGACAGUCAGCGAGGAGGGCUGCCGCAGCCGAACUGUGGUCAACCGUUUUUGCUAUGGCCAGUGUAACUCCUUCUAUAUUCCCCGUCACAUGGGUCCCAGCUCCGGUCAGGCCCAGAACCGAGGCCAGGCCUCAGGAUCUGGAAGGAAGAACCACAACAAGGCCCAGGAGCCGUUCCAGUCCUGCUCCUUCUGCAGGCCGCACCGCAUCACACAGCUCACGGUGCAGCUCGACUGUCCAGACCUGCAGCCGCCCUUCAGGCAUCGCAAGGUGCAGCGGGUCAAACAGUGUCGCUGCAUGUCUGUGGACGUGAGCAGCCACGGGAAACUGUGAAGGAGGAGUUUAAAGAUCUGUUGGAACUGAAACGACAUCUGCAUAUUGUCAAAGGCAGAUAUUCACAAACGUUGCCAAAUAAAGACUGGCUUCAAGUUGAACUAUUCCGCAUCCUGUUUGACAAAUAAUGGCUUGUCACACAAUAAAAAGACAUCAAACAUGGACCUGCUAUUAUUUAAUAAAGGGCCAAUAAUGAAUUAAUCCGAGACUGUCAGCCAUGUUGGUGAGCUGACGCUGUUGAAAGAGACACUGAUGAUGAGGCAGCCAAUGUUCCGCCAUGUUAUUUUUUAACAAAGCUCAUAUCUACCUGCUCUUUGUACAGUUACUACCAGACCCCUUUGUGAUAAAGGCCUGUUUGAAGUUGUCCUCCUUGUCCAGACCCUGGAACAGCAGCGGUCAUAACUAUCAGUCGCCCUAUGGAGACCUGGAGAAGUAGUACAUGUGCUAUCUGCAGUGCCUGAAAGAAAAUAAACUGCACCCUGUGAACCCUUUCAUAUGUUUUUGUGUGUGAAAUUAAAUGUAUUUCUGCAGGUAACCUUGCAGCAAUUACAAUUUGACAACAAAGUUUUAAAAACUGUUUCAAAAGUAUUGUAUCCGUUAUCCUGUAUCUUUUCCUGAACUCACAUGAUGAUGAUGAUGAUACACAAGCUGAUACUGCAGUGACCUGUGGGAUCCUCGUGUUUGGACACAAGCGUGGCAGUAGACUGUGCACUUGCCACAAAUAUACUUGCCAGUAGGAAACACGUGGCAUGUGUAUGUAAGGGUGCAAUAUAUACAAUAUAUAUAAAUAUAUUUUAUGUAUGUGUGAGUACGUAUGUAAAAAAUUAUAUUAAAUCUAUUUCAUAUAAAA
Scophthalmus maximus (turbot) is the source of this 1831-nucleotide messenger RNA. Its product is annotated as gremlin-2-like. The coding region runs from base 403 to 981 and encodes 192 amino acids. Gene Ontology annotation, molecular function: BMP binding; receptor ligand activity. Gene Ontology annotation, biological process: animal organ morphogenesis. The transcript has 2 exons. Lineage: Eukaryota; Metazoa; Chordata; Actinopteri; Pleuronectiformes; Scophthalmidae. The record is from RefSeq and is a predicted model, not a curated record.